Daldinia loculata is the source of this 1891-nucleotide messenger RNA. RefSeq names its product NADH:ubiquinone oxidoreductase complex I intermediate-associated protein 30. NCBI's taxonomy places the organism in Eukaryota, Fungi, Ascomycota, Sordariomycetes, Xylariales, Hypoxylaceae. The record is from RefSeq and is a predicted model, not a curated record. The coding region runs from base 729 to 1304 and encodes 191 amino acids. The transcript has 3 exons. Gene Ontology annotation, biological process: NADH dehydrogenase complex assembly.
GACUUUAGUUUAUUUUUUUUGCAAUAAGCAACGUUAGUACAUUGACCUAACAUGGUUAUGUAAUCUUACGCUAUUAAUUAACUCUAUACUCUAUAAGGUGGGUAUUCGCAAACAUUAUUUAUAUUAAGUACUGGUUACGUGUACUACUUAAGUUAAGUAAGGUAUAUAGAGUUUACGUGUGCAUCUUUAUAUCUACAUACCUACCUUUUAAACUGCAUAAAGUAGUGUCUUUUUAUAUUAUAUUUUUUUCAUUUACAUCCGCACUCAUUCCAGCUUUGACAUGCAAACACACCGCAAACGGCUUCUCCACCACCGAAGAAAACCAAGGGGAAAAAAAGAAAUGAUACUAGAUACGCUAUAUACGCUACGUGAAGUGCAAACCUUGCUGCAUUGGUAUAACCACUACCCAGAUCCAGAUUAGGUUAUGAGACAAGUCCCCCUAAGCUCAAGACUACGUGUGUGCACUGACCUCGUUCCUGAGCCUCAAUGCAAUGACCGAUCUUCACCGUUUGACUUCACGUCUCCAUUCCAAGACUGCUGCCGUUGCGACUUGACUGUUGAAAGCUCUGGGUUCGGUCUGACAACGUUGAAAGCAAACUAAUCUUUGGCCGCUGGGUUAGGUAAGGGAGGAUCGCUCGGGACUUAUAUAUAUAUCUCUCUCUAUAUACCUAAGGUAUAAUAUAUAUAAACGCCAAGAAAAGGGAAGGAGAAAGAGAAAUCUGAUAGCUAUGGGCGAACCUAAAUUUUACCUCUUUGGCGGGUAUAAGCUAUGGAACGAGCACGCCUGGUGCCCAUCCGACGACCAGGUCCGCGGUGGCGAGAGCCAUAGCCUCUUUGUAUGCUCUGCUGAUUCGACCGUGGCCACGUUCAGCGGGGAAUUGGAUAUCACUGCCCUUGGAGGCGCCGGUUUUGCCUCGCAGCGGACUAUCGACCCCCAGUCUUGGGACCUGCUCGACUACCAGGGGCUGAGCGUCGGCGUAGCCAAGAGCGACGGGAAGAAGUACACGCUUGUUCUCAAGGACGAUAUACCGUCUCAUCGCGAGGAUGGCAGGGAGGAGAGUACUGUCAGCUGGGAGUACGACUUUGUGCCCGGCGACGAGUCAGAAGUGACAGCCUCCUGGGACGACUUUAAGCCCACGUAUCGAGGACAGCCGAAACCGGAUGCUGCCCCUUUGCGUUUGGAUCAUAUCAAACGGAUAAGCAUUAUGAUGCGAAGCUUCUUUGGCGAACAGGAAGGUCCCUUCAGGCUUGAUCUCAACUAUAUCGCAGCUAUUAGUGCCGAGGCAAACCCGGAGGCUAAUUGAGGCAUGACCUCUACUUUGGAGUUUGAAUUACGAAGAGCGAAGCCAGGUGAGAGGUUGGUUUAGUGUACUGCUCACCUCAGGGGGUCUAGGUAGAUAUCCAGAUAAAAUAACGAUGCAUGCUAACCUACCUGAGAAAUAUGAUGAGUCGGUCUGUGUUGACGUGGAACCGUUCCUUGAGCAUUGUUAAUAUGAAACAUAACCCCUAAUGGUUAGGUACAUCUCUGGGACCCCAGUGGGAAUCACUUCUUCGAGUCCUUCACGAUGGUUAAGGUGCUUAGUCUAAGCCAGAUCCAGGCGCACAAUAAGCCAGAUCAUUGUUCGUCUUGGAAUUAUUGUCCAGUCUAGAAGACCCUUUCCUUAGACCAUACUUAGUCAUGAACGAGCAGCAGGAAACAAAGUCCCACCAAUCCAAAACCACGAGUGAGUGUGGUCAACUGAUGUUUAUGCUAUUAUUCAUCGUGAGUUUUAAACCCUAGUAAGCCGAACCCCAUUGUGCGCUCGCUGGAAGAACGGUGUCGAGUUCCGUCCCGUGGAUACGCAUAUUAACGGCAUAUACUUGAACAGUUAUAGCUGCAGAAUUCCCUACC